Molecule: messenger RNA, 3270 nt
Organism: Megalops cyprinoides (Indo-Pacific tarpon)
Lineage: Eukaryota; Metazoa; Chordata; Actinopteri; Elopiformes; Megalopidae
Product: serine/threonine-protein kinase tousled-like 2
Exons: 21
Coding region: 716-2809 (697 amino acids)
Biological process (GO): intracellular signal transduction; peptidyl-serine phosphorylation; chromosome segregation
Cellular component (GO): nucleus
Molecular function (GO): protein serine/threonine kinase activity; ATP binding
Source: RefSeq, a predicted model, not a curated record
UAGGAAAAAACAACUCCACAAUCUCACGAGACAGUAUGAGAUUUACCGAUUAUUGUUUACAUUGUUAUAAAAAAAGAGAGAAAACCGAUCUGAAUCGAUUGGGAUUAGAUGACUAGCCACUAAAUAGACUGAAUUGAUCGGAAGAGGGUCAUUUCCGCGCGAGGCUGCUGACGAGAGAUGAGCUGAAGCCUGCUUGCUGAUUGAAUCCUCUUCACAUCGGCCGAACUCUGAUAACCAAUGAGACAAGUUAGCUAGCAACUAGCUAGCUAGCAAGCUAUCGAUCCGGACUGAUCCCAAGAAGAAAAAAAGCAGUUGUUAUAUAAGUUGCCAUUCGUGUUUUAUAUUGCUUAUUCCAGAUGAAAGUUUUUAGGUGAAAGGUGUUGUUUGAUCCACUGUGAGCCAAGGAGAUCGGCGGGGGCCCUCAAAGAACAGAAGCGACUAAACCCGGGGUUACCCGUGCAGGGGCAGCGGCAAGGCGGGUUUGGGAAACCCCGAGGAUCUCAAGGCCUCCACGCGAAUCCCCGUCAGUACCCAAGAAACAGGGCUGCCCCCUGUGCGCUCUGACUUUGAACUCACAAUAGGUGGAAGGCGGUGAUUUCAGACAAGGCCUUUGGUGGAAGUGUUGGGGUAGUUUGGAAGGUGGUGUACGAGAAAGUGGUAGAGACCCGGAGGGACCCAGAUCCAGAGGCCCGUGAAAAACGACACCGCUGCAGAUAUGAUGGAAGAACUGCACAGCCUGGACCCGCGGCGGCAGGAGCUGCUGGAGGCGCGUUUUACUGGCGUCGGGGUGGCUAAGGGUUCAGGGCACAAUGAGUCAUCCAACCAGAGUCUGUGCAGUGUGGGUUCUCUCAGUGAUAAGGAGCUUGAGACACCAGAGAAGAAACCUAACGACCAGAGAACAAGGAAGAGGAAAGGAGAACCUUACGACGGCAGCCAAGGGAAAGGAGGAGCGAGGGGACAUAAAAUUAGCGAUUAUUUUGAGUUUGCGGGUGGUAGCGGUCCUGGCACCAGUCCGGGUCGGAGUGUCCCACCGGUGGUCCGCUCCUCCCCUCAACAUUCCCUCUCUAACCCCCCAGCCUCGGUGCAGCAGGGCAGUCCCUCAUCCAUGGGCUCCGCCAAUACAGACCACUCCACCAGCUCGCUGAAGCCCAUCUCGCUCCAUGGAGUUCACAAGGCCACGCAGUCUGACCUCACGAUAGAGAAGCUCACGGCGCUGGAGAAUAACAAGAACUCAGACCUAGAGAAAAAGGAGGGACGCAUAGAUGACUUGUUACGGGCGAACUGUGACUUGCGGCGGCAGAUUGACGAGCAGCAGAGAAUGCUGGAGAGGUACAAGGAGAGGCUGAACAAGUGUGUGACCAUGAGCAAGAAGCUGCUGAUCGAGAAGUCGAAGCAGGAGAAGAUGGCCUGCCGGGACAAGAGCAUGCAGGACCGGCUGCGUCUGGGCCACUUCACCACGGUGCGGCAUGGGGCCUCCUUCACGGAGCAGUGGACUGAUGGAUAUGCCUUCCAGAACCUCAUCAAGCAGCAGGAGAGGAUCAACUCUCAGCGUGAGGACAUCGAGAGGCAGAGGAAGCUGCUGGCCAAGAGGAAGCCGCCUGCCAUGGGCCAGACCCCGCCCCCCAGCUUGGAGCAGAACAAGCGCAAGAGCAAGACCAACGGCGCCGAGAGCGAAACGUUGACGCUCGCAGAGUAUCACGAGCAGGAGGAGAUUUUUAAACUGAGGCUGGGACAUCUAAAGAAGGAGGAGGCGGAGAUCCAGGCGGAGCUGGAACGGUUAGAGCGUGUGCGGAACCUUCACAUCCGGGAGCUGAAGAGGAUACACAACGAGGACAACUCGCAGUUCAAAGACCACCCCACGCUGAAUGACCGGUAUCUACUCUUACACUUACUGGGCAGGGGGGGCUUCAGUGAAGUCUACAAGGCCUUUGACUUGACGGAGCAGAGAUAUGUGGCUGUUAAAAUCCACCAGCUAAACAAGAACUGGAGGGAUGAGAAGAAGGAAAACUAUCACAAACACGCCUGCAGGGAGUACAGAAUCCACAAGGAGCUGGAUCAUCCCCGAAUAGUGAAACUCUACGACUACUUCUCACUAGACACUGACUCAUUCUGCACAGUUCUGGAGUACUGCGAGGGGAACGACCUGGACUUCUACUUGAAGCAGCACAAGCUGAUGUCGGAAAAGGAGGGCCGCUCCAUCAUCAUGCAGAUUGUCAACGCGCUCAAGUACCUCAACGAGAUCCGACCGCCCAUCAUCCACUAUGACCUCAAGCCCGGCAACAUCCUGUUGGUGAAUGGCACAGCCUGCGGCGAGAUCAAGAUCACGGACUUCGGCCUGUCCAAGAUCAUGGACGACGACAGCUACAACUCGGUGGACGGGAUGGAGCUGACGUCACAGGGAGCAGGGACCUACUGGUACCUUCCGCCCGAGUGCUUUGUGGUAGGGAAGGAGCCGCCAAAAAUCUCCAACAAGGUGGACGUAUGGUCGGUGGGGGUCAUCUUCUACCAGAGUCUGUACGGGCGCAAGCCGUUUGGACAUAACCAGUCCCAGCAGGACAUCCUGCAGGAGAACACCAUCCUGAAGGCCACGGAGGUGCAGUUCCCACCCAAGCCUGUGGUGUCGCCUGAAGCCAAGGCCUUCAUCCGCCGCUGCCUGGCCUACCGGAAGGAGGACCGUAUCGACGUGCACCAGCUGGCCAGUGACCCUUUUCUCAUGCCCCACAUCCGGAAGUCCGUGUCCACCACCGGGACCCCAGGAGCAGCCAUGCCCUCCACCUCCAGCUCCUUCAACAGCAGCGCCUCAAACUGAACCUCCAUCCUAAUUCUCAUUGCUCCAAAGGGAGGGGCCACUUCACCUGCCUCGCCCCAUCCCCCCCACCGCUUGAAACAAUGCAGAGGGGAACGUGGGGCCCGGGUGCAGAGAAGGGGAGGUCCAGAGCACAACCAGAAGGCCACGUGCUCUCCCAGCCGGGACCUUCCAAACUCACGAAAACUGGCUACCCCUCCCCCUCCAUGCCACCCCACCCCACCCGUCCCUCCUCUCCACCCCACCUAUAGGUGUGCCUUUGUGUGGGGUCCAAUCCUAGAUGGCAAGGAGGGUGGGUCCAGGCAACCUGAGUGACCACAUGCACUUCCGACGAGAAGGGAGGGCUUUUUUUUUUUUUCGUUUUUGUCAGUUAUUUUUCUUGGCCAAAUCGAAAAAAAGGCUGACGGGAACAGAACCUGCUUGGACUAGCUGACGUGUUGAAGGCCCCACCCCACACCCCUCCC